UAUUGUUCUGCUGUGCAAUGACGUAGUCAGGAACUGCUCCCGGGCCAAACAGCAGAGUUGUGUUGUGUUGCGAUUGUUUUAGUUACUAAUUUAAUUUAACGUUCACAUAACUAUUCUGGUCAGGCAUCGUUUGACCUUUCGGAGAGCCUGUCUUUAAACUUUUCAUCAUUCGGGUUGACUGAUGUAGAGGUCCUCAUCAGGGCCCAAAACACGGUCUGCGUGUGUCUGUUGCUGUGGUCCAGUGUUAAAAUGGUUCCUGCUCAUGCUGCCUGUGCCUUGUUGAGCUUCGUACCCCUGUUGGUGCUUGGUGUUCCUCCCAUUUGGACCCAGCCAGAGCAGGUGCACCUCUCUUAUCCGGGAGUGCCUGGUUCUAUGGCAGUGACCUGGACCACCUUCAACAAGACAGACAGCAAGGUGGAGUAUGGCCUUCUGGGAGGUCGACUAUUUGAGAUGAGUGCCAAAGGUGGCACCACUCUGUUUGUGGACUCAGGAGAGGAGAAGAGGGAGCUGUACAUCCACAGGGUCACUCUCACAGGCCUCAAACCCGCUGCUACUUAUGUCUACCACUGUGGGAGUGAUGAGGGCUGGAGCGAUGUGUUCCUCUUCACUGCGCUGAAUGACAGCACUAGUUUCAGUCCCAGGUUUGCUCUGUACGGUGACCUGGGCAAUGAGAACCCUCAGUCUCUGGCUCGACUGCAAAAGGAGACACAGCUUGGCAUGUACGAUGUCAUCCUGCACAUAGGGGACUUUGCCUACGAUAUGGAUGAGGACAAUGCCAGGAUUGGAGAUGAGUUCAUGAGGCAGAUCCAGUCUAUUGCAGCCUACGUGCCCUACAUGACCUGUCCAGGCAACCACGAAGCCACAUAUAACUUCUCCAACUACAGGAACCGCUUCAGCAUGCCGGGCCAGACUGAGAGCCUGUGGUACAGCUGGAACCUGGGGUCAGCACACAUCAUCUCCAUCUCCACUGAGGUUUAUUUCUAUCUCGAAUUCGGCCUGGAGCUCCUCUUCAAGCAGUACGAGUGGCUGACAAAAGACCUUGAGGAGGCCAAUAAGCCAGAGAACCGAGCAGUGCGUCCAUGGAUCAUCACCAUGGGACACAGACCCAUGUAUUGCUCUGAUGACGACCAAGAUGACUGCACCAAGUUUGACUCCUAUGUCCGACUGGGACGGAAUGACACCAAACCGCCAGCUCCUGGUCUAGAGGAUCUAUUUUACCGCUACGGAGUGGAUCUGGAGUUGUGGGCACAUGAGCACACAUAUGAGAGGCUUUGGCCAGUCUACGGUGACAAGGUGUACAAUGGGAGCAAAGACCAGCCUUACGUGAACCCAAAAGCUCCAGUGCACAUUAUCACAGGCUCUGCUGGCUGCAGAGAGAGGACUGACAGGUUCAAUCCAAACCCCAAGGACUGGAGCGCUUUCCGCAGCACAGACUACGGCUACACCCGCAUGCAACUGGUCAACGCCACCCACCUUUACUUGGAGCAGGUCUCUGAUGACCAGUACGGCAAGGUGAUUGACAGCAUAUGGGUGGUGAAGGAUAAGCAUGGCUUCUCUGCCUGGUUCUGAAGACUGCCAUCCUUAAAAAAACUACCUGCUUAGGAAAUGCACUUUGAAUUCAAAACAAGCACAAUAUUUGCUGUGUCACACCAAUAAUGCACUUAUGAUGAAAAGUACAAAUGUUUUUAUUUCUGACCAUUUCUUCAGCUUUUAAUUUUCCUUCUUUUUUAUUCAAUAAGAACACUCAUUAUCACUAUGGUGACCAGUUACUUUAAAUGUAUAUAAUGUAACUGUAAUUUUCUGUGAGGUGCUCUGACAAUGUUUUGUAAACAGGGCAUCAAAAAUUGUUUUGCUUUUGAAUAAAUUCAGCUUUUUUUAUGGA
This is a messenger RNA of Morone saxatilis (striped sea-bass), 1882 nucleotides long. RefSeq names its product acid phosphatase 7, tartrate resistant (putative) (gene acp7). NCBI's taxonomy places the organism in Eukaryota, Metazoa, Chordata, Actinopteri, Moronidae. The record is from RefSeq and is a predicted model, not a curated record. The transcript is spliced from 15 exons. The coding region runs from base 250 to 1569 and encodes 439 amino acids. Gene Ontology annotation, molecular function: acid phosphatase activity; metal ion binding.